Messenger RNA from Galeopterus variegatus (Sunda flying lemur), 596 nucleotides. RefSeq names its product lipocalin 12 (gene LCN12). The annotation marks the transcript as partial. Gene Ontology annotation, molecular function: small molecule binding. The record is from RefSeq and is a predicted model, not a curated record. Lineage: Eukaryota; Metazoa; Chordata; Mammalia; Dermoptera; Cynocephalidae. The transcript is spliced from 5 exons.
GGGGGCUCCUGGUCCUGGCCCUACCCAUCACCAGCCCUUCAGUUCCAGGGGGAAUGGUUUGUCCUCGGCUUGGCAGGCAACGCCUUCAAGAAGGAGGACAGGGCACUGCUGAAUCCCUUCAUUACAACUUUUAUGCUAAAUAGCAAAGGCCACUUGGAAGUGUCCAACGCCAUGACCCGGGGCCGGCGCUGUAACAGUUGGUCUUACGUGCUGAUACCAGCAGCGCAGCCUGGACGGUUCACCGUGGGCAAGGGGACUGGGGUGGACAGCGAGGACGUCCAGGUGGUAGACAGCGACUACACCAGCUAUGCGCUGCUGCUCUCCCGCAGACGCACGGGCAGCCAGACCGUCCUCAGAGUCAGCCUGCUGGGCAGAAACUGGAAGCUCCCUCCCGGGUCGCUGGACAAGUUCGUCUGCCUGGGCAGAGCCCAGGGCCUCUCAGAGGACAACAUCGUCUUCCCGGAUUUCACUGACUGGUCCCUGCGUCCAGGCGCCUGUUGAAGGACGAAGUGGCUCCUGCCUCCGCCAGGCCAGCCUCCUGCCUCUAGCUCCACCCUGCUCUGCUUUCCACAUGAAUAAACGCUCAGGACCCUGAA